AUGGCGAAACCUCAGAAUAUUGAGGAGGAGUAUAGCGACGAUACUUCGUCCCAAGAAUUUCAAGAAGAAGGCUCCGACGUCCCUUCAAUCAACAAUAGUGCAGCGGAACUUGCAGACCGACCUGCGAAGAGGAGACGAGUAUCUGUAUCCUCGAACGACUCGGAAGACUCCAACACAGAGAACUACACCCCAAUCGCGCCGUUACCAAACAUAUCCCGUAUAAAGAAGAAAAGUGAUGUAUCAUCCAUUUCGAAUGUGCCUUCGGCCGAAGAACCGGUCUCGAGUCGAGAUGCUCGAGACAUUGGCCUACAGGUAACGGACUCGACCUUUGCGACUCUCAACGUCGCACCGUGGCUGGUUAAAUCUUUAUCUACAAUGGCUAUCCGACGGCCAACCGCUAUUCAGAAGUCUUGUAUUCCCGAGAUCUUGCAAGGAAAAGAUUGUAUUGGUGGUAGUCGAACUGGUUCCGGAAAAACGAUUGCAUUCGCAGUGCCAAUUCUACAGAAAUGGGCUGAAGAUCCAUUUGGCAUAUACGCUGUCGUAUUGACACCCACUCGUGAACUUGCGCUACAGAUUUUCGAACAGUUCAAGGCCAUUUCGGCUCCGCAGAGUCUAAAACCAGUCCUCAUCACAGGCGGCACAGACAUGCGGCCUCAGGCUAUCGCACUUUCACAACGUCCUCAUGUCAUUAUCGCCACUCCCGGGCGACUAGCAGAUCACAUUCGAACAUCAGGAGAAGACACCAUAGUUGGAUUGAAUAGAGUUCGGAUGGUUGUCAUGGACGAGGCUGACAGACUACUAACCAGCGGACAGGGAAGCAUGCUUCCAGAUGUCGAGACAUGUCUCUCUGCGCUCCCGCCUUCGAGCGAACGUCAGACUCUUCUGUUCACUGCGACAGUCACCCCUGAGGUCCGCGCUCUGAGGUCAAUGCCACGUCCCGCCAACCGCCCUCCCAUUCAUGUGACCGAGAUCGGUACAGAAAACCAUGCCCCAAUUCCACCAACCCUCAACCAAACAUACCUUCAAGUGCCCAUGACACAUCGCGAAGCUUUUCUCCAUGUCCUCCUUUCAACAGAACAAAACUCCACCAAACCCGCCAUCAUCUUCUGCAAUCGUACCAAAACCGCUGACCUUCUCGAGCGAAUGUUGCGCCGGCUUUCUCAUCGUGUGACAUCCCUCCACAGCCUUCUACCACAAUCAGAACGAACAGCCAACCUUUCCCGAUUCAGAGCCAGUGCAGCACGUUUACUAGUCGCUACGGAUGUGGCGUCUCGUGGUCUAGAUAUCCCCAAUGUCAGCCUUGUCAUCAACUUUGACGUCCCCCGAAACCCUGAUGAUUAUGUCCAUCGUGUGGGUCGUACGGCUCGUGCUGGCCGAACUGGUGAAUCCGUGACACUGGUUGGUCAACGAGACGUGCAGCUAGUGUUGGCAAUCGAGAAAAGAGUCGGAAGGCAGAUGAUUGAGUGGGAGGAAGAAGGUGUCAGUGUUGAGACGAGGGUGAUUAAGGGUGGCGUCUUGAAAGAAGUGGGCGAAGCCAAGCGGGAUGCCGCUCGUGAGAUUGAUGAGGGCAGGGACGUAUUGGGACGUCGCACAAAUAAGCUCAAAAAAAUUCGAUGA
This is a messenger RNA of Talaromyces amestolkiae, 1617 nucleotides long. RefSeq lists its product as uncharacterized. The transcript has 2 exons. Lineage: Eukaryota; Fungi; Ascomycota; Eurotiomycetes; Eurotiales; Trichocomaceae. The record is from RefSeq and is a predicted model, not a curated record. Gene Ontology annotation, molecular function: nucleic acid binding; RNA helicase activity; ATP binding. Bases 1 to 1617 code for a protein of 538 amino acids.